ACUGCGGACAGCAAAAGAAAAAAAAAAUGGCUUUCUACGCCGACGAAGAAAAGGUCUGGAAAUGCGCAAAGCAUCCUUCGAAACGACACCGCAGUGGAAUCUGUCCCGUUUGUCUCCAAAACAAGCUAGCAUCUCUUUGCCCCGACUGCGCCCACACUCGUCCGUGCGCGUGCACCGCAACCUCUUCUUCUUCAUCAUCCUCAUUUUCCUCCUUCUCCUGCUUCUCAACCGCCGGUGAUGUCUCCGAUUUCGGAGCCGUAUUCCGAGUACCUAGUCUCAUCGGAACCGAGCCUGCGUUCCGGCGAUCCAGAUCCCUCGGGAUCUCUUUCCUCCGUUUGAAACCAGAGAAUUUGACCGAAAAGAACGAUUUAUCGGCGAGCAAGACGCCGUCGUUUUGGUCGAUGUUUAGAGGUAGUACUAACACGAGCAAGCGAUUCGACAGCGGGGUUCAUCGGAGAGAAGUCGAGAAAGAGAGUGUAACGACAGCGGUAGAUGAAAGGAUGAUGAUGAGGAAGUCGAGGUCGAUGGCGAUGGAGAUGACGUCACAUUCCGGAACCGGAGACUCGAAAUCCUCCACGUCGACGAAAGGGAAGGGAUGGUACCUCACGAGUCCGAUGAAGGUUUUGAGGCGAAGUAGGGUUUCGAAAUUCGUUUUCCGGCAGCAUUAGCCUGUGUUUCGAGGUUGAUUAGUGCAAGUGUUCCAUUAUUACUAUUAUUUGUUCUUUAUAUUUGUAUAGUA
Molecule: messenger RNA, 739 nt
Organism: Hibiscus syriacus
Lineage: Eukaryota; Viridiplantae; Streptophyta; Magnoliopsida; Malvales; Malvaceae
Exons: 1
Coding region: 27-668 (213 amino acids)
Source: RefSeq, a predicted model, not a curated record